Aegilops tauschii subsp. strangulata is the source of this 738-nucleotide messenger RNA. NCBI's taxonomy places the organism in Eukaryota, Viridiplantae, Streptophyta, Magnoliopsida, Poales, Poaceae. The record is from RefSeq and is a predicted model, not a curated record.
AUGGCCUCACCGCCCUCGUCGCCGGCGGCCCGAACGUCGCUCGUUGCCCGCCUCGCCGCGCCUCCGUCCUCCUCCGCGGCGUCACCUCGCCGACGCCGCUUCGCCGCCGGACAUCCCCUGUCUCCCCCGCCUCUACUUCGCCCGGCGCCGUCGGACGUCCUCCCCGUCCUCCUCCCCAACGGCUCCAUCAAGCCUCGCCGCCCCCCUUNGCCCCCCCCCCCCCCCCCCCCCCCCCGGUGGUCACCGCACUCUCGCGCGCACUCUGCCACGUCGGGCCUCGCUCACGCGCGCGCGCGUGCCCUGCUCGCUGCUGCUCGUGGACCUCGCCCACUAGCCGUCGUCGUCCGCCCGCGCCAUCGCCCUGCUUGCGCCACGGCGCGCCCGCCUGCACCGCACCUCGUGCGCCUCUCCUCCCUGCUUGCUGCUGCUCCGGCGCGGCUCUGCCCGCGCCACCGCGCAGCCGCCCAGUCCAGCCCCGACCGCGCACCCGCGUCCGACCACCCAACCACGGUGACCCCCCCGCCUUGCGCCCCACCUCGUCAUCUCGCCGCGCCAAAACUUCCCGCGGCUGCUACUGCCCUGCGGCCGCGCGCCGUCGCCGUCCUGUCGCCGCUCCGGCCGACUGGGCGGCGCCGUGGCCACCGGCCUCUUCUGCUCCGGCGCCCUGCCGGGUCCGCCCGCCCCUGGGCGUGCGCCCGCUCGGGCUGCGCCCCGCGCCCGAACCCACUAAGGCCCUAG